This is a messenger RNA of Trichophyton benhamiae CBS 112371, 1470 nucleotides long. RefSeq lists its product as uncharacterized. Gene Ontology annotation, cellular component: cytoplasm; cytoophidium. Bases 1 to 1470 code for a protein of 489 amino acids. The record is from RefSeq and is a predicted model, not a curated record. Gene Ontology annotation, molecular function: identical protein binding; CTP synthase activity. Gene Ontology annotation, biological process: CTP biosynthetic process; pyrimidine nucleobase biosynthetic process. NCBI's taxonomy places the organism in Eukaryota, Fungi, Ascomycota, Eurotiomycetes, Onygenales, Arthrodermataceae. The transcript is spliced from 3 exons.
AUGUACAAGCAUGUCAUCGAAAAGGAACGGCGAGGGGACUACCUUGGCCGUACUGUCCAGAUUGUUCCUCACCUCACGGAUGCUAUCCAAGAUUGGAUAGAGCGUGUAGCUAGGACUCCUGCUGACGAUAGCAACGAGGAGCCCGAUGUCUGUGUUAUUGAGCUUGGUGGGACGCUUGGUGACAUCGAGAGUGCUCCAUUUGUUGAGGCCAUGCGUCAGCUACGCCGCCGUGCUGGAAAGAACAAUUUUCUCCAGAUCCACGUCUCGCUUGUUCCUGCAAUUCAUGGAGAGUUGAAGACCAAGCCUACCCAGCAGGCUAUCCGAGAUGCGCGCUCAGCCGGCUUGAGCCCUGAUCUGAUUGCCUGCCGUUGUGAAAGGGCUCUUGACAAGGCCACCACUGAUAAGAUUGCUAUGUUCUGCCAGGUUGAACCUGAGCAAGUGAUUGGCGUCCACGAUGUUGCUUCCACCUAUCAUGUCCCUCUCCUCCUAGAACAGCAAGGAUUCCUUGGUCAGCUUCGUGAUAUCCUAAAGAUUGAUGACUUGACCAUUCCCCAAGCUUCUAUAGACAAGGGCCAAAACACUUGGAAACAGUGGAAGGCCCUGACAACUUCCCAAGAGCAUGUCUAUAGUACUGUUAACAUUGCACUUGUCGGCAAGUAUGUCAGUCUCCACGACUCUUACCUCUCCGUUAUAAAAUCUUUAGAGCACUCUGCCAUGGCAUGCCACCGAAAGCUCAAGAUUACCUGGAUUGAUGCCUCAAAUCUUGAGAAAUCAGCCGCCGAGGCAAACCCAGAGGCAUUCCACAAGGCCUGGCAUGACAUGUGUACUGCUGACGGCAUCCUUGUUCCUGGCGGGUUCGGCACUCGUGGGACUGAGGGAAUGGUAGCUGCGGCUCACUGGGCUCGUACCAAAGGCAAGCCUUACCUUGGUAUCUGCCUCGGCAUGCAAAUAGCUGUCAUUGAAUACGCCCGUAACGUCUGCGGGAUCCCAAAAGCCAGUUCUAUUGAAUUUGAUGACCGCACUCCUGAUCCUCUUAUCGUUUUCAUGCCUGAAAUCGAUCAAGUCAACCUUGGCGGUACUAUGCGCCUCGGAUCUCGACCAACGAUUUUCCAAGAGGACAGUGAAUGGUCAAAGCUCCGAAGGUUGUAUGGACUUAGCCGUACUUCUAUUGAUGAACGUCACCGUCACCGCUAUGAAGUCAACCCGGAAUAUAUCGAUACUCUUCAGAAAGGUGGACUUCAUUUCAUCGGUAAGGACGACAAGGGCGAGCGCAUGGAAAUCAUCGAACUCAAAGAUCACCCUUGGUUUGUUGGUGUUCAAUUCCACCCGGAGUAUUUGUCCCGUGUCCUCGCUCCAAGCAAGCCGUUCCUUGGCCUCGUUGCCACCGCAGCCGGCGUUUUUGACGAGAUUAUGAAGUCUCAGGCUUGUGGAAAGGAUUUGGCUAGCGGAGUUGCUAACAUUGCCAUCUAA